Molecule: messenger RNA, 1359 nt
Organism: Schizosaccharomyces japonicus yFS275
Lineage: Eukaryota; Fungi; Ascomycota; Schizosaccharomycetes; Schizosaccharomycetales; Schizosaccharomycetaceae
Product: anp family mannosyltransferase complex subunit
Exons: 1
Coding region: 1-1359 (452 amino acids)
Biological process (GO): glycoprotein biosynthetic process; protein N-linked glycosylation
Cellular component (GO): mannan polymerase II complex; Golgi cis cisterna; mannan polymerase complex
Molecular function (GO): alpha-1,6-mannosyltransferase activity; mannosyltransferase activity
Source: RefSeq, a predicted model, not a curated record
AUGAAGUCCAAGCACUUGCCGAGUGACGAUGGACCGUUUGGAAUUACACCCCGUCGUUUUCAACCGCGUUCUUACGAAGGUUACCUUUUUCGGCGGAAAGGAAUGAAGUUUCUGAUUGUUGUGGUGCUUGUCUGUGUUGUUCUCUUUUUCCAUCAAUCCCUGCCUUUCUCUCUCUCGAUGUUCUCGUUUGCACCAGCUCUAAAUUCCGCGUUUUCCUCGUCUUCUGCCGCCUCUUCCGCUGCUGCAGGUGUUUCCUCAAAUGUUCACGAGUACGACAUGGGCGAGACUUACCGCCGUUCGCUCGGAAUUAACGGACAAGGCCGUGUUUUGUUUUGUGUACCCUUGCGGAAUGCCGAAAGUCACAUGAAGAUGUUUUUUGGUCACUUACAGAACCUUACUUACCCCCAUCGACUCAUUGACCUCGCUUUUCUCGUUUCUGACUCGGAUGACAAUACUCUCAAGGUCCUUCAGAAGCAUCUGGUUGAAGCACAGGGCCAUCCCGAUGAGUCAAUGCGCUUCGGUGAGAUUACGAUCCUCUUGAAAGACUUUGGUGCAGUCAUCGGUCAGGAUUUCAGUGACCGUCAUGGUUUCGCCGCUCAAGGCCCCCGUCGUAAGCUGAUGGCCCGUGCCCGAAACUGGCUGCUUACUGCCACAUUGAAACCCUACCAUUCUUGGGUUUACUGGAGAGAUGCUGAUGUUGAAACAGCUCCAGCGACCAUCUUGGAGGACUUGAUGCGUCAUAACAAGGAUGUUAUCGUUCCUAACGUGUGGCGUCCACUUCCCGACUGGCUCGGAAAUGAACAGCCAUACGAUUUGAAUUCGUGGCAAGAGUCUGAUGUUGCUUUGCAACUUGCUGCUACACUUGGUGAGGACGACGUUAUCGUCGAAGGUUACGAAGAAUAUGCCACGUGGCGUCCUCACUUGGCGUACUUGCGUGACGAGUACGGUGACCCUUCUGAUGAAAUGCCCUUGGACGGUAUUGGAGGUGUGUCUAUUUUGGCCAAAUCCUACGUAUUCUUCAGUGGUUGUCACUUCCCAGCAUUUUCGUUUGAGCGACACGCUGAAACGGAAGGUUUCGGUAAAAUGGCUCGCAAGAUGGGCUAUUCAGUGGUUGGUCUGCCUCACUAUGUGAUUUGGCACAUAUACGAACCUAGUGAUGACGAUCUUCGGCAUAUGGCCGAAAUGGAGCGUCAGGAGCAGGAGGCGAGAGAGCGUGAACGCGCUGCUCAAGCUGCUGCUGAUAAAACUAAGGGCAUUGUUGGCAGUGACGAUGGCUCUGACGAGCAUGGUUCUGAGCAAGGACCUCUGGCUCACAUUAACGAUGAGGGAUCUAAUGGAAACAACGCACAUAAAGCUUAG